Plasmodium fragile is the source of this 2754-nucleotide messenger RNA. RefSeq lists its product as uncharacterized. NCBI's taxonomy places the organism in Eukaryota, Apicomplexa, Aconoidasida, Haemosporida, Plasmodiidae. The record is from RefSeq and is a predicted model, not a curated record. The coding region runs from base 1 to 2754 and encodes 917 amino acids. Gene Ontology annotation, biological process: protein dephosphorylation. The transcript has 2 exons. Gene Ontology annotation, molecular function: protein serine/threonine phosphatase activity.
AUGAAAGUUCACGCUUUAGGUAACAUUUUGAACCUGUACGAGCAGCCCGCGCCGAGGAAAAAAUGGCCCCUUCUAUUGACGCUUAUCACCCUGCUGGCCGCGGCAUCAGGCCGUGUAAGUGCUUCCGCAUUUAAUUCAUCCAAAGAGUCAAUAGUAAAUGAACACAACAAUUUUAACCAUCCUCAACAUGAAUUCAAUUACCCUGAUAAAGAUCCCUAUGAAGAGAGCGUCCGCAAGUUUGGUGGAGUGAAGUUAAAAUUUGAACACCUGGAUGAAAUGAACAAGUCGUUUUUUGUGAACAAUAGGAAGAAAAUUAAUAUGCUUCAAUUCCCCGCCAAUAAACCCAUACAAGACAGAUGCUAUGUAUACGAAAUUGAUAUGAGUAAUGACUUAUUAGAACCCACUGGUAGUUACCAAAGGAUAACAGAUAAAGUGGACAAAGAUUUUAUUGAUGCCUUCGAAAAGAGCGCAAUUAAAUAUGUGAACGAAGUUGACUCCUUCUCCUCAGCUAAUUAUUAUGCACAUAUGAGCAACAUGGCCAUGGAAAGAGGAAAAGGGAAAAGCACAAAGAAGGGGUCAUAUAGGGAAGGAUCUUCUAGACCUUCUGUCUUAGGACCAAUGCCACCCUGGGAUUCAACUGUGCUAACGCCUACUCCUGUAGGUGUAUCCCAUGCCUCUCUAUCAUCCAUGGGACGAUCAAGCAGGGGACGGCCAACCACAGCACCACCUGUGGGAUCAUGGAGUAACAUUUCCAUGUCAAGAACAACCGGAGUAACAAUGGGGCCACCUGUAAGAACGUCUAUGCGAGGUAAUGGCUCUACCAUAGCUGGACGCUCCACGCAAGCACCUACUGCCAAUGGCACGCCACAAUCUUUUGCGGAAAUAAAGCCUACCGUAGAAACUGUAGAACCCACAACUGAACCCAUGAACGUAGAUGCUGGAGAAAGCGCAAAAGAACAAAUGGUCGAACCCAUGAAUGCGUAUGAUGGAGAGAAUGUAACACAUGAAACAGCAGAAAAAGUGCCAGAUGAAGCAGCCCCUAAUGCAACAGACGAGGCGACCCAGAGCACCGCAGACGAAGUGGUCGAAAGUGUAGAAGACGCAGCAUCAGAGAAUGCAGAAACUGCACCGAUGGAAAGUGUAGAAAAAGCAGCAUCAGAGAAUACAGAAAAUACACCGAUGGAAAGUGUAGAAAAAGCAGCAUCCGAGAAUACAGAAAAUACACCGAUGGAAAGUGUAGAAGCACCAGUCACCGAGAAUGCAGAAGAAGCGCCUGCGGAAAGUGUAGAAGCACCGGUCACUGAGAAUGUAGAAAAUGCAGCAAUGGAAAAAGCGCCUGCGGAAAGUGUAGAAGCAGCAGCCCCUGAGAAUGCAGAAGAAGCGCCUGCGGAAAGUGUAGAAGCAGCAGCCCCUGAGAAUGCAGAAGAAGCGCCUGCGGAAAGUGUAGAAGAAGGAGAUACAGAGAGUACACAGGAUGCAGUGAUGGAUACUGUAGAGGAAGAAGUCACUGAGAAGGCACAGGAUGCAGCAGUCGCCGAGAGUGCAGACGUUGACGCAACAGAGGCAAUCCCGUCGACCUCAAAAGCUGAUAAUGUGGAAGCCCAAACAGGUGGAGGCAGCAACACACAAAACACCGCUGGUCAGAGCGGUCAAACUACUGAAGCGAAGGCCCCGGUAGACGAUGAAGUAGAAGCCAUUGCAGGUCCAUCGGGAAUGCAACCAAGCGAUGACCUAAGCGGACAAGAAAUAUCGAACCAGUUAUUGGACAGGUAUAACCAAUACUAUGAUCAAAUUAGGGCCUUUAAAGACUCAUUCUUAUUCGCCGGAGUGCAAGAUGGUCAUGGAGGAGAAGUAGUCGCAGACAUAGUGAAGAGGUGGUUAGGAUUUUACGUGAAAAAGCAAUUAAUGGAAAAAUUAAGAAAUAAUGAUUACCAACUUUUGACUCCAAGUGAUAUAGUAGCAAGUCUGGAGGAAGCCCACAUUCAGUUAGAUCGGGACAUUUUUAAAAAAGCAAAGGAAUUUUUUUUUAAGGGAUAUGUAAAGUACACAAGAGUUGGUUCCUGCUCACUCAGUGUUCUCAUGGAUAAAAAUUAUUACUAUGUUAGCAAUGUAGGAGAUUCAAAGGGAUUGUUAAUAAAAAAAGAUUCUUUUGUUAGGUUAAAUAAUAUACAUAAUGCCGGUGAAUUAACAGAAAGGAUGAGAUUAAUUCAGGAACAUCCGGACGAAGAAGAUGUGGUUAUGUGUAAAAAGUCAAUUAAAACUAGACAUAAGAGGUGGUCUGAAUUUGUUAACGCAUGUGAUGCGGCAAGUUUACAAAUGCCUGACAUUGGUGGACGAUGUUAUGUAAAAGGACGAUUACAAUGCACAAGGACUUUUGGAGAUUUUUACUUGAAACAUAAAAUCUUUGCAUUUGAUUACCUUAAAAAUAAAUAUGUUGUUAAGGAACCACACUCUUUUCCCUACAUCUCGGCCAUUCCAGAAGUACUUACAGUAAAAAGAAGUAACGAUGAUGAAUUUCUCGUCUUGGUAUCCGAUGGCCUGUCGGAUCACUUAACUGACGAAGAAAUAUACGACAUCGUGAAGCAGUACAGCCAUUCUGUGAAAAAAAUGUCAAGGAUUAUGAUUCAGACAGUCUUAAUAAAGUCCGCCAUGCACGCGCGCAUGUCCGCCAAGGAACUCUUGACCAUGAUUCCCCAAUACAGGAGAAGGAAGUUCUUUGACGAUAUGUCGGUCGUUGUCAUUAAGUUGAAGUGA